This is a messenger RNA of Pseudozyma hubeiensis SY62, 1086 nucleotides long. RefSeq names its product potential Arf GTPase-activating protein. Bases 1 to 1086 code for a protein of 361 amino acids. Gene Ontology annotation, cellular component: Golgi apparatus. Lineage: Eukaryota; Fungi; Basidiomycota; Ustilaginomycetes; Ustilaginales; Ustilaginaceae. Gene Ontology annotation, molecular function: metal ion binding; GTPase activator activity. Gene Ontology annotation, biological process: endocytosis; intra-Golgi vesicle-mediated transport; endoplasmic reticulum to Golgi vesicle-mediated transport. The record is from RefSeq and is a predicted model, not a curated record. The transcript has 2 exons.
AUGUCGCGCGUAACGCAGUCAAGACAGCAGACGGAAGCCAACGCCAAACUGCUCCGUUCGCUCGCCAAGUCGGCCGACAACAAGGUCUGCGUAGACUGCAAGAAGAACGAUCCAAGAUGGGCUAGUUGGAACCUAGGCUGUUUCCUGUGCAUUCGAUGCUCCGGUAUCCAUCGUUCCAUGGGUACUCACAUCUCCAAAGUCAAGAGCAUCGACUUGGACAUUUGGACACCCGAACAGAUGGAUUCUGUCCAAAAAUGGGGGAAUCGUAGGUGCAACCUGUACUGGGAAGCUCAUCUGAAAGCUGGUCACGUACCUGCGGAUCACAAGAUUGAAUCGUUCAUCAGGAGCAAGUACGAGUCCAGGAGGUGGGCAAAGGACGGUCCUCCGCCGAGCGAUCCUAGUGUUUUGGAUGGCGGUGCCGAGGCGCCUGCUGCGACUGCGAGUGGCUCAACCGGAGCAGCGACGGCUAAGGCGACACCGAGUGUAGCGGCCAAGAAGGCUGCACCGGCGAUCGAUCUGCUCGACGAUGCAUCGCCUGCACCAGCACCAGCACCAGCAGCGUCAGCGACCAAGCAACCUCCCGCACCAGCAACAACCGCAGCACCACCCAAGACAACUCCAGCUGGCGGAGGAGGAGGAGGCGGGGGAAUCUUCGAUCUCGACUGGCACGAACCUUCCCCUUCCAGCACCACCACCACCACCUCCAAGGGCAAAAACGACAUCAUGUCCCUCUUCGCCUCCUCCAAACCCACCCCCGCUCCCGCCCCCAGCACGGCCAACGACACCUUUGGCGACUUCUCAUCCUUCACCUCCCCCACCUCCACCACCGCUGCUGCUGCUGCCGCCACCUCCAACCUCACCUCCUCCUUCGGCGGACUGGAUCUCUCCGCAGCACCUAAAUCCACUGCCCCCGCCUUCGGCGCAAGCAGCAACCCCUGGUCCACCGGCACAAAUCCCCCAGCCCCGUCCAACACUGCAGGGGGCCUGUUCGACACGCACGACGUCUGGGGCUCAUCCGGUGCUAACACCACAUCCAGCAAGCCGAAGGACGACGCUUUUGCCGAUAUUUGGGGUGACUUCAAGUAG